CGCGCAGCCCCCUGGACUCCGCGCCCCGCGCCGCCGCCCAGUCCGCAGAUCCGCGCCUCCGCGGCCAGUCUCACCUGGCGGCGCCGCCCGCCCGCCACUCCGGCCGCAGCCCCAGCGCCCACGGCAACAGCCGCGGCGACUGCGACAGUGGUGGAGGACACUGCUGAAUCGAAGAGAGCGCAGCGCGGCCACCGGACUGACUCACUCGCCUUGCUGAUUGUCUAUUUUUUUACGAGUUUACAACUUCUCUAAGAACUUUUGUAUACAAAGGAACUUUUUUAAAAAGGCAUCUCCCGUUUAUAUUUAAUCCAAAGAAGAAGGAUCUCGGGCAAUUUGGGGUUUUUGGUUUUGGCUUCGUUUCUAAGUCUUUUUUUUCUCCCUCUUCGUCGACUUCGGGGCUAGGGUACCCCCACGGCUUCGGACUCCCGAGGACCUUCUGGGCCCCCACAUUAAUGAGGCAGCCACCUGGCGAGUCUGACAUGGCUGUCAGCGACGCGCUGCUCCCGUCCUUCUCCACGUUCGCGUCCGGCCCGGCGGGAAGGGAGAAGACACUGCGUCCAGCAGGUGCCCCGAAUAACCGCUGGCGGGAGGAGCUCUCCCACAUGAAGCGUCUUCCCCCUGUGCUUCCCGGCCGCCCCUACGACCUGGCGGCGGCGACCGUGGCCACCGACCUGGAAAGUGGCGGAGUCGGCGCGGCGUGCGGCGGCAACAACCCAGCGCUCCUACCCCGGAGGGAGACGGAGGAGUUCAACGAUCUCCUGGACCUGGACUUUAUCCUCUCCAACUCCCUGUCCCAUCAGGAGUCUGUGGCCGCCACCGUGUCCUCCUCUGCGUCAGCCUCCUCCUCGUCCUCGCCGUCGAGCAGCGGUGCUGCCAGCGCGCCCUCCACCUGCAGCUUCAGCUAUCCGAUCCGGGCCGGCGGCGACCCGGGCGUGGCGCCAGGCGGCACGGGCGGCGGCCUCCUCUACGGCCGGGAGUCGGUGCCUCCUCCCACAGCUCCCUUCAACCUGGCGGACAUCAACGACGUGAGCCCCUCGGGCGGCUUCGUGGCUGAGCUCCUGCGGCCCGAGUUGGACCCGGUGUAUAUUCCGCCGCAGCAGCCUCCGCCGCCAGGGGGCGGGCUGAUGGGCAAGUUUGUGUUGAAGUCGUCGCUGAGUGCCCCCGGCAGCGAGUACGGCAGCCCGUCGGUCAUCAGUGUUAGCAAAGGCAGUCCGGACGGCAGCCACCCGGUCGUGGUGGCGCCCUACAGCGGCGGGCCCCCGCGCAUGUGCCCCAAGAUCAAGCAGGAGGCAGUCUCGUCCUGCACCGUCGGUCGGCCGCUAGAGGCCCACUUGGGCACCGGACCCCCUCUCAGCAAUGGCCACCGGCCACCGGCGCACGACUUCCCCCUGGGGCGGCAGCUCCCCAGCAGGACUACCCCGACCCUGGGUGCCGAGGAACUGAUGAGCAGCAGGGACUGUCAUCCUGCCCUACCGCUCCCCCCCGGCUUCCAUCCCCACCCGGGGCCCAACUACCCACCCUUCUUGCCGGACCAGAUGCAGCCACAGGUCCCGCCGCUCCAUUACCAAGGUCAGUCCCGGGGAUUCAUAGUUCGGGCUGGGGAGCCCUGCGAAUGCCGGCCCUCCAGGGCUCAGUGGAUGAUGCUGACCCCACCUUCUUCACCCCUAGAGCUCAUGCCACCUGGUUCCUGCAUGCCGGAGGAGCAGAAACCAAAGAGGGGGAGAAGGUCGUGGCCGCGGAAAAGGACAGCCACUCAUACUUGUGAUUAUGCGGGCUGUGGCAAAACCUACACAAAGAGUUCUCAUCUCAAGGCACACCUGCGAACCCACACAGGUGAGAAGCCUUACCACUGUGACUGGGAUGGCUGCGGGUGGAAAUUUGCCCGCUCUGACGAACUGACCAGGCAUUACCGGAAACACACCGGGCACCGCCCCUUUCAGUGCCAGAAGUGCGACCGGGCCUUCUCCAGGUCGGACCACCUCGCCUUACACAUGAAGAGGCACUUUUAACUCCCGAGACAGUGGAUAUGACCCACACUGCCAAGAAGAGAAUUCAGUAUUUUUUACCUUUCAUACUGUCUUCCCCGGGAGGGGAGGAACCCAGCUGGAAAGCACUACAAUCAUGGUCAAGUUCCCAACAAGCCAACUUGUGAAUGGAUAAUCAGGAGACACAAGGAAACCAGACACAAGGAAACCAGAAGACAAAUCAAAGAACAGAUGGGGUCUGUGACUGGAUCUUCUAUCAUUCCAAUUCUCAAUCCAACUUGAAUAUUCCUGGACUUACAAAACGCCAAGGGGGUGACUGGAAGGUGUGGAUAUCAGGGUAUAAAUUAGAUCCAUGAGUUGGGGGGGAGGGAAGACCAGAAUUCCCUUGAAUUGUUUCGAUGCAAUAUAAGUAUAAAGAUCA
Hyaena hyaena (striped hyena) is the source of this 2406-nucleotide messenger RNA. RefSeq names its product Kruppel like factor 4 (gene KLF4). The record is from RefSeq and is a predicted model, not a curated record. The coding region runs from base 453 to 2009 and encodes 518 amino acids. Gene Ontology annotation, biological process: regulation of transcription by RNA polymerase II. Gene Ontology annotation, molecular function: RNA polymerase II cis-regulatory region sequence-specific DNA binding; DNA-binding transcription factor activity, RNA polymerase II-specific. The transcript has 4 exons. Lineage: Eukaryota; Metazoa; Chordata; Mammalia; Carnivora; Hyaenidae.